Molecule: messenger RNA, 767 nt
Organism: Hypanus sabinus (Atlantic stingray)
Lineage: Eukaryota; Metazoa; Chordata; Chondrichthyes; Myliobatiformes; Dasyatidae
Gene: c10h22orf39
Product: chromosome 10 C22orf39 homolog
Exons: 3
Coding region: 27-491 (154 amino acids)
Source: RefSeq, a predicted model, not a curated record
UGCUAGGACGCUGCUUGGUUUAGAGUAUGGAUUAUGUUCAGAGAUUAAGGGAGCUCGGGCUUUACUGUCUGGAGAGAAGGAGGAUGAGAUGCGACAUGAUAGAGGGAUACAAGAUAUUAAGAGGAAUAGACAGAGUGGACAGCCAGCGCCUCUUCCCCAGGGCACCACAGCUCAAAACAAGAGAACAUGGCCUUAAGCCUCCUCGAAUGUGUGAUGAUUACUGGAGUGAAUGGAAGCAUUGUCGGAGUGUGAGGAAUCUCUUCCAUCAUUACUACACCUACGGAGAGUACCCGUCAUGUAAGCAGUGGAAGAUAGAUUACAACAAUUGCAGGGAAUGGGAAAAACAUAAGUCUGAAGAGUCUAAGAAAGCCUUGUGUGAGAGUGAAAAGAAAAGGUUAGAAGAACAAAAGAGGCAUCUUCCAGUCUGGAAGAUGAGGAAGAAUCCACCAGCUGAAUGGUAUCUUCCCCUGAAUGAUGGAAAAGUGAAAUAGAGGGAUUGUUCACACCCGGAGUUAAACCACCAGACUAUUGGAUAACUGCCCAUUAUUUCUCAGCUGUGCAUCUACUGGAUUCAGGUCAAUCCACUCAAAAUAGUUUCUCAGGGUCUUAAUAGCAUCAGUUAAUCUGAUUUACUUUUGGAGUAUGGUACAAUGUCCGUCUGCGAUCAAAUACUCUAGCUGAUACGUGAUAGCUAGAUACUGGAAAUGUUUUAAAGGCAACACAACCUUAGGGAAUUGUGUUCAAUAAUAAAUAUUUGAUUAAUUUUA